CUGAGGUCCCUUUGCCCUCACAGGCCCUGCCCGGGGCCCCUCAGAGCUCCCACAGGUCCUGCCUGGGGCCCUUCACAGCCCCCUCUGUCCCCCAGGGCCUGCCCACCUGCGCUCUAGGCCGGGGUCUGAGGGCUGGCACUAGGGAGCAGCGAAGCUCAUCUCCUGUGAAGGUGCGGCAGGAAGCAACGCCCCGGUGGGCAAGGGCAGAGCUCCCCUCCGGCAGCGCUGUCUCAGCCCGCCCGGGUCCUUCGGGGAUGAUGUCCGGCCUGACGCCGCCCUCCGCCCUUCUCCUCAUCUCUGCCCUGAGCCUCGGCUCCCAGACGCGGGGCCUGCAGCUGAGCCCCGUGCCGCCCUCCGUGACGGUGCCCGUGGGGGGCACGGCCAGGCUGCCCUGCCAGCACAACGGGGGCCGCAACGCCACCGUGACCUGGUGGCGCAUCGGCCUGAGCAAGCUGUUCCGGGAGCCGGUGGAGAGGCAGCCCCUGCCCAACGGGACGCUGGUGGUUGGGGGAGUGAGCAAGAGCGACGGGGGCAUGUACCAGUGCCGGGUCUCCAUUGGGAACAGGCUGCAGCAGGAGUCCUGUGGCACCUACCUCCGGGUGCGAGAUCCCAUCCCCAGGCCCUUCUUGGACAUGGGCGAAGCCACAAAGAACAGAAUCAUCACCGCCGAGGGGAUCAUCCUGCUGUUCUGCGCCGUUGUCCCGGGGACGUUCCUGCUCUUCAGGGUGAGGCUCCCGGGGGCCCCAGCCCCCCUCUCCCGGGGCCCAGCCCGCCGGCCCCCCAGGUUUCCUCCUCCCCCCCUCCCCCCGGGGGGCCUCACUCCACUGCUUCUUCCUCCACAGAGAGAAAGCCCUGCCCACGGCUGCCCUCCCCCCUCCCCCAUUCCCCUUCUGCUCCCAGGGGGAAGGCGGAGAGGGAUGGGACCAGAGGAAGGGGCAGGCCUGGGGUGGGGGGGAGGGUCGGACUCCCCACGGGCAGGGCCCCGGGAGGCAGCCACGGAGUCCCAGGUGGAGGCACCAGGAGCUGGAAGCUGGCAGAGCCUUAGUUGGAGCACCUGGACUUUUGACAUGAGGAACCUGUAUGAGGGCCUUAACCUAGACGACUGUGCCAUGUAUGAGGACAUCUCCCGGGGCCUGCAGGGGACCACCCUCAGGGUGGGGGACGUGCAGCUGGAGAAGCCGUGAGGGCCCCAAGCGCCCCGGGGCUCCCCAGCUUUGCCAGGCUCUCAGUGCGCUCAGCAAUGGGUUGGACUGGGAGGUAUCCAAGGUCCUUCCCAGCUCUGACAUCCCUCGUUCCAAGGUCCCCCUGGCUGUUGUGAUCUCCUGCUGGCCUCCGGCCCCCCAGCCCUGACCCCCCCCGUUCUAAGCCCCCCAGCCCUGACCU
Molecule: messenger RNA, 1383 nt
Organism: Sarcophilus harrisii (Tasmanian devil)
Lineage: Eukaryota; Metazoa; Chordata; Mammalia; Dasyuromorphia; Dasyuridae
Gene: CD79A
Product: CD79a molecule
Biological process (GO): B cell differentiation; B cell receptor signaling pathway
Cellular component (GO): external side of plasma membrane; membrane; B cell receptor complex
Molecular function (GO): transmembrane signaling receptor activity
Source: RefSeq, a predicted model, not a curated record